This is a messenger RNA of Cephus cinctus (wheat stem sawfly), 4118 nucleotides long. RefSeq lists its product as uncharacterized. The record is from RefSeq and is a predicted model, not a curated record. The transcript has 8 exons. Gene Ontology annotation, molecular function: receptor ligand activity. Lineage: Eukaryota; Metazoa; Arthropoda; Insecta; Hymenoptera; Cephidae. The coding region runs from base 317 to 1615 and encodes 432 amino acids.
GAUUUUGAUAACGAAGAGUCAACCCGGUCGAAUGGUAGAAGGAGCAACUGAGGGGCCCCGUUCAGUACCGUCAGGCCCCGAAGUAGUUGAGGGAUAGUAAACAAAGGUAGGACUGUGAGUCCCGCAUUACUUUUACUCCAAUGGACUCGUGAAUAGGAUCCCGUGAAUGGCUGUGGUAUUUGUGCGAAUAUUCCGCAAUGCGUAAGGGAGAACAUGCGGUGCACAGGCCAUUAGUCAAAUAGUGUGGCCAGCAACAGAACUACCCAUCAUUUUCAAAUUUUAAAACCUCAAAGACAUCAAGGUUUUAAAGUUCAAUAUGGAAGUUAGAGGAGAUCGUACACAAAGCAUCUUAGAGAUUGAUAAUGCACAGCAGCCAAACGAUACCAAUAUAGUUGAUUGGAAUGUCAAUAUGAAACUGACAUUGCCAAAUUCAAAAAGGGAGAAAAUUUUCCGAAGAAUAAGAGAUUCGCUAGUUUUCAUAUUAGCUAUUGCAUUUGCCAUUUUAUUAUCCAAUGUCAAGAAAGAAGUGCAUGCUUUACAAGUGCAGGUGCAUUGUAUGAACACAAAUCUGGUAAUUCUAAUGUUCAAAUACGACAAACUACACAGGAAUUUCAAUCGUGCAUGGUUUCAACAUUUGAAAGACAAGUCGCAACGGUCUCCAUAUAACUUAGAUGUACAGGAACUUCCGGAUAAUUUCUUCGAGACUUCCAUAUCGGAUGAUGAAUUAAAAAGCAUUGAAACACAACACAGCUCCGACCCGACGAACGCUACCAGCAAUUUGCAGAAGACUGGGACACAAUUUCCAAAUACAGUAACAAUAAUGGCGAACAGAAAUGGUUCAUCAACAAAUUCAAAUAGCAAAACAAGUGCAAUGACUAAGCACAAUUUUAAUUCCCAUCAUUUGAAUGACACUGAGAUUGGGGACUAUGACGAGAAAGAAAUAGUUGUACGAGUCGAGAGAGCAAACUUAACUAACGACGAACAGAGUUCCAUAUCGGAUGAGCGAUCGCGUUUUAAAAGCUACGAUACUGAUGACGAUCAGACUUCGUGGACCGAAUCUCGCAGAAGCAGAUCGCGAAGGGAUGAUGGAAGAGGUAAAAAACGGAGAAAGAGCCAAAGGCGGCCCAAGCGCAGUCGCAGGCGAUUGGGUCCGUUGGUAGCAACGUUUAUAGGAGCUGUGCCAGAACAGCAAGUAACGGAUACAGGUAUUUACAUUGGACCAUGGGUAAAAAGUACUAAGAAUGAGUCACAGUACAAUCUUAAUAAAUUUCAUUUGGUAGAGGACAAGAGAUCUAUCGAAGUGACCACCAGUGGCCUUUACAUGAUUACCACUCAAAUUUUCUACUUUGGUGAACAUACGCAUUACUCCUAUUGGAUUCUGUUAAGUUCGGAGGGUUCUUCUACAACCAAAAAAAUUGCUAAAUGCGCUACGGACUCUACUAUUCCAGCUACAGAAAUAUCAUGUUAUACAGGUGUGGUGAUGCCAUUGCGUAGAGGUGACAGAUUACGCUUACAACAGCAAGAACGCGACAGGUUAAUUAAUUUACGUGCUGGUCACAGUUACAUUCAGCUGGUAUUAUUAUCCAGUGAUGCUCAGAGAAGACACCCUUGGUGAAACAAGAAUAAGAUAUUCUGGUUCAAUAAUUCCCUUAAGUUAAACUCCGGAAAGAUCUCAUUGCCAAAUAUAACAUUUGGCAAUAGAAUAAAGAGAACGACUUAUAACCGUAUGCUGAUAACACCAAUCUUGACUGUUGUUAAUUUUUAUGCAGUCUAUCUUAGCAGUAUCGAUACAACAAUCUUUACGUUUUCAAUUGAUUGUUACUAUGCCUUAGAGCAUAGACCGGUAUAGCUUGCGAGAGAAAAUUUAUGUUUAAUACACAAUUAGUCUUUAAUUGUGACCGUGAUAAUGUUUUUUGUCUUUAAUUAAUAGUCACUAUCAAACAACAAGAAUUUGUAUGGUUACCAACAUGUUAUCCAACGAAUUUGAAUAACGUGAUAAUUCGAACUAUGUGCCCUAUAGGCAUAAAAUUCAAAUCAUCUAUAAAUGCCUUGAUGCAAAAUUGAGGUAGUCAGAGAUACGAUAUUUUUAAAAUCAGUCAAUUCUCACUUUUUCAAUACAUCAUUGUUUAAAAACACUGCCAUAGCUUUUGGGCAUACUAUCGAAUAAUACCAAAUACUUAAAACUUUUCUAUAGUGAGCAAUGCUUCCUAACUAUACUGCUUAACUAUUGUGUACGGCAAAGUAUGUACUGUUUGUUGUAUACUUAAUUUUGUUUACGUCUUAAGGCUAAUUGCCAAUUUGUACAUAAAAUCAAGUGAAUUUUAGACGUGCAAUGUUAAUUAACGUCUGCUGUACGUGUCGAGAAUAUUUUAGCGUUUAUUACCGCUUCACGAAUACAUUGAUGAGCCGAAUAAUUUAGAGCAUUUAUAGAAUAGGGUUACUGAAGACGUAUAAGCUCAAACAGUUAGAAUAUAUAAUAACAUAAAAAAAACCUGUGUGAGGUGGAUAAAGUAUUUAUUGUUAUCGGUAUAACGUUCAUUAUAAAAUAAUCAGGAAAUGAGAAAUGAUACAAAGAGAUAAAUGGUAGUUAAUCUUAGUGUUCAUUUUUGGUAAACGUAUUCAUACUUUUAUCUUGAUAUAAAAAGAAAUGUACAUGCCAUCUUUAAAAAGCAUAUACUUCUUGUGGAGAAAUAAUUUCAUUGACUUUAUCCACCUUGUACAGAUUAAAUCAUGGUGAUAAUUAACGCGCUGUCAUAUGUAUAAUAUAUUAAGUGAUAGUUAUUUUUUAUAGCUGCUUCAUUACGACGUCAUAUUUUUUAUAUAUUUUUAUUACAGUUUAUAUUAGUCAAUUGUGACAAAGCACUACGUUUUUAUAUGAACGAAUCAGCGUUAAACUUCGUGACUUUAAGAAUAUACAGUGCCAUUUUAUUUUAUUUCCUCUGGUGCUUUUGUUGUAUUUACCUAUUGUAAGAAAUAAAGGACCAUUUUGUAAAAGUUUCUCGUGCUUUCAAUUUUUUAAAUUUGUUAAUUAACACAAAAAUUCGUUAAGCAACAUCCUUCUAAUCCGUUUAUCCUAAGGAGUUACCAAAAAUCUUUAGAAUUUUCGGACGUGUCUCCCUCUGCAGGACUGUCACAUCCGUCAUUAAUUUGCAAAUUCCCAUUGUCAUUAACGUUUACUUUGUCGAUUGCUUCGUUCAGCGACAAACCUUUCAAAGUUCCUUGUAAAAUUUUCAACAUCUUCUCUAUCAAUUCUACAGGAAUCUGUAAUAUGGCCUCUUUCCUUUUCAAGUCUCUUGCAACUGAUUCGACAUUACUCUCUCCAUUGAAAUCUCUUAUCGGCAUUACCAACUGUUUCAAUUUCUUAUCCGCUUUAUAUUCCAGUAACAAACAUGGAACUUUUAUAUUUAUUCCAAAUUUUGUCAAAGUUAAAUGACUCAUGUCGCAACAAUCUAUUAUCUAGAGGGACGACAUUAGCUACUGGCUACUUUGUAUCGAUUACCAUAGUCGUAUACUGAGUUAUUAUUUCCGUUACCAUGGUAACAGGUAUUAUUCAUAUUACUGAAAACUAUUUACUAUGGCAAGAACUAAAUCGUGAGUGAACUGUACCAGUUCAAAAGUUGACACUGGAUUGUUCAAAUCUUACAUUGAAACUUGUGUUAUUUUGCGGUCCGUAGUAAUAACUUAAAGAAAAACACUAUCAACAGACAAAGAUUGCAAUAGAAUAAGGGAGAAGAAAAACAAAAUGUAAAUAAAGCACAAUUGAAGAUUAAAGAUAUUAUCGAAACAUUAAAUACCAAUAUAAAGAAAACAUCAGUGAUACUACUUGAGAAUGGAUGGCUCAAUAAACUUUCCACAUAUUCUGAUGAUGCUGGCCGUCAAAGGACAUCAAGCCUAGGUCCAAUUCCUUGAUGAUGUUGCAUUAAGCACUGGAGCCAGUCAUGUGGCAGAUACAAUUCAAGAUGAUUCCGUUCGUCAUGGCCAAAAGUGCAGGAGUCAAGAGUUGUCAUCCUAGAGAGAAAAAUGUGAUGUAGUAUUCAAUGACUUGGAAAGUAUUGUAAUUACGAUUAUCAAUAAUCCUGGGCCUACUGCCUGACGAACUUUAAAUACUUUCUCUGAUC